Messenger RNA from Bactrocera tryoni, 831 nucleotides. RefSeq names its product helix-loop-helix protein 1 (gene HLH4C). Gene Ontology annotation, molecular function: protein dimerization activity; RNA polymerase II cis-regulatory region sequence-specific DNA binding; DNA-binding transcription factor activity, RNA polymerase II-specific. Gene Ontology annotation, biological process: regulation of transcription by RNA polymerase II. The coding region runs from base 259 to 723 and encodes 154 amino acids. The record is from RefSeq and is a predicted model, not a curated record. The transcript has 2 exons. NCBI's taxonomy places the organism in Eukaryota, Metazoa, Arthropoda, Insecta, Diptera, Tephritidae.
UUAUAUAAAAGUAUUGUAGCAACAACAACAAGUGAACUUUUGGUGGUGUUUAGAGAAGUUGGAUAUAAAAGGAUGCUGUGCAAUCAAGGAUAUAGAACAUUUCAAUUUUAACGCGUACACGCGCGGAGCGUAUAAAAUAACGGAGCCACGGAAUAUUUGGAAUAAUUAAAUGACAAGUGAAAAAUCUUAUGUAACGGACAGCAUAAAGUGAAAAAAUUAUAAAUUAUUCGAAGUAAUUAUACGUCGUUUGCAGUCAACAUGGUGUACGACAUGACGCAUAUGAUGCCUGCACAAAGCAUCUCACUGGGUCGCUAUUAUCUGCACGAUCUCAAUGGUAGCGCUGAAAACCAUGAUUAUGUUUUGGAUAUAGAUCGACGCUUUCAGGCGCGCAUGGCUUGUGAGACCAUGCCACAGGCCUCACCACCACCGCCACCAACACCAGCACCACGACGCCGCACAACACCCAUAGCGCACCUGGAUCCCUCGGAAUUGGUGGGGCUGUCACGUGAAGAACGACGCCGUCGACGACGCGCCACACUAAAAUAUCGCACCGCACAUGCAACACGCGAACGCAUACGCGUCGAAGCGUUCAAUGUCAGCUUUGCGGAGUUGCGCAAGCUACUGCCAACACUGCCGCCGGAUAAGAAGCUGUCAAAAAUCGAAAUUCUCAAAUUGGCCAUAUGCUAUAUAGCUUAUUUGAAUCACGUGCUGGAAACGCCAUAAACUACGCGGCUGUUUUAUUUCUAUUAAAUGUUUGGGAAAAUCAGUUGCAAACUCUACUUUAUUUUUGCCAAUAAUUUAAGCUGCAUUGUGAUACCAUUUAAUUUAAAA